AGGUGUGGAACUGACCAUUUACCCGGACAGAUCAGGGUAGAUUCAACCGGCGGCACAUCCGUCGACCAUUCGACACAUUUCCACGGAGUUCCCAUGUCAUCGACGGAAGGAAAGAUCGUCAGCAUCAAGUACCCCAUCUUCGGCAUCGACUGGAAGCGCGAUGCGCAAGGACAACCGUUCAUUGCAGUUGCAGGUGGUGGUGGCGCCGUCAAGUCGGGCAUCAAGAACUGUGUGACAUUGGCUCGAGCUUCUCCACCGACAGCAGCAGGAGGUCAUGAACCGCCGUCGUUGGACCCGUUUCUCGUCAUCGACACAAAAGAUGCAUUGGUGUCUGGGGUCGCGAUCGGGAGCAAGGGAGGACUGCUUGCAGUGACUAUUGGCAACAAGACUGCCAUCUAUCGCGCCACCAGUGGGGACUCGCCCACGUCAAGCUUUGUCGUGGAGUUCCAGACCGACUUUGCGGAGAAAGACAGCUACCAAAACGUGGUCAAGUUCAGUCCGGACGGCGAAGCCCUUAUUACUGGCGGCGAAGACGGCAUCAUCCGACUGUGGAUUCUCACGAUUCCCCCGUCCAAGUCGGAGGUCGACAUUGACGACAAGUACCGCGACGCGUUUCAAGUGUCGGAACCCAUCUUGCUGGAGGGUCACAACGGAUGCAUCAACGACCUGUCGUGGCACCCGUCCAGCGCCAAGGUGGUGUCAUGCGCCAAGGACGGGCAGUGCCUCGUUUGGGCUUCUAUCAACGGGACGUGGAAGAAAGCGGCGUCGAUGCCGUUGGCGGGCGAACUAAACGUCCAAAAACCAGACAAGGCCAAAAACCGAGGCAAAUUUGUCUACCGAGGAUGCCAAUUUGUUCCUCUGCCGUCAUCCAGCGCUGGGAAGAAGAAUUCGGACGAGAAGGACGUGAUUGUGACGGUGCAGACGCCUGCGCGAGGGUCGUCGUACCUGUCGAAGUGGACCUGUGUCUUGGAUAAUCGAGGGCGGUGCACAGUAGACGAAAUCUACUCCAUUCCAGUCAAAGACACCAUCGUAUGCUCUUUGGCUGUGAGUGCGAUGCACGUUGCGAGUGGAUCGAGUGAUGGCCAAGUCGUGGUCCACAGCAUCGACUCAUUGUCUCAUGUGAGCACGACCGCUGCACAUUUCUUGCCGUCCACAGGGAUCGCGUUCUUUCCCUUUGACACGGAUGAGGCGCCUGGACCCCUCGACUUCACCAACGCGUUGACGCUCGUGUCUGCCUCCGCCGACUACUCCGUGUACCUCAUCUCAGGCAUUAAGCCGUCGCCGUACUACUGGUUCUUCCUGCUCGCGCUCGUGGCGUGCUACCUUGUCGUGUUCUUCGGCUUUGAUUCAUAACGGCCUUCGCGUCACACUAAUUUCGACGCAUCCUCA
Aphanomyces invadans is the source of this 1389-nucleotide messenger RNA. RefSeq lists its product as hypothetical. The record is from RefSeq and is a predicted model, not a curated record. Gene Ontology annotation, molecular function: protein binding; GTPase activator activity; guanyl-nucleotide exchange factor activity. Bases 94 to 1353 code for a protein of 419 amino acids. Gene Ontology annotation, cellular component: endoplasmic reticulum membrane. Gene Ontology annotation, biological process: protein secretion. Lineage: Eukaryota; Oomycota; Saprolegniomycetes; Saprolegniales; Verrucalvaceae. The transcript is spliced from 7 exons.